Messenger RNA from Aspergillus fijiensis CBS 313.89, 961 nucleotides. RefSeq names its product CIA30 family protein. Gene Ontology annotation, biological process: NADH dehydrogenase complex assembly. Lineage: Eukaryota; Fungi; Ascomycota; Eurotiomycetes; Eurotiales; Aspergillaceae. The record is from RefSeq and is a predicted model, not a curated record. The transcript has 3 exons. The coding region runs from base 130 to 888 and encodes 252 amino acids.
CGCGAUUCUUGAACUGGAAUCAACAACAUCCACAAAAAAAAAACCACCUACCUUUCUUCCUCAUUCUUACCCCGCGCAACCCGAUUCCCCUUGUCUCUUUCUCAGAACUACACACACACAUCAAUAAAAAUGUCACCCACAACAUCAACCUACCUCUUCGGAGGUCCCAACCCCUGGACCCCCGAAGACUGGACCUCCUCCGAUGACCGCGUCCGCGGCGGCGCCUCCCACUCCUACCUGACCAUCACGCCUUCUUCUUCCGACGACGAAAAGACCACAGCCCGCUUCCACGGCACCCUCGACAUCCACACCCUGGGCGGCGCCGGCUUCGCCUCCCAGCGCACGACCACCACGACCAAAGAAUGGGACCUCUCCCGCUUCUCGGGGCUAGAGGUGCAUGUCCCCCGCGCCGACGACAAGCGCUACACCCUCACGCUGAAGGAUGAGAUCCGGCCGAAUCGGCCGGACGGGCGGGAGCGAAGUUCGCUGUCGUGGGAGGUGGACUUCACCGUACCGGAAGGGGGUGGGAGGUUGCGGUUCGCGUGGAAGGCGUUUCGGCCGACGUACCGUGGGAGGGAGUUGAGGGAUGGGGUCAAGCCGUUGGAUUUGGAGAGGGUGAGGAGGGUGGGGAUUAUGGUGAGGAGUUUCUUUGGGGAGCAGGAGGGGGAGUUUGAGUUGGUAGUGGAGUCGAUCCAGGGGUUUGAGGCCCCGAAGGAGGAGAUGAGGUACAAGGAUGAUGUUUCUGCGACUACUUGUGCAGUGGAUGAGGAGUAUAAUGAGAAGUGGGGUGAGAAAAGGGAGGGGGAGGGGCUGAGUCGCGAGGCGCAAUGGAUGAGUAGCUCACGGCCUUGGGAUCGCUUGAGGGCGAUGUUCUGCUGUGGAAUCUAGUAUUCUUGAGUUCCAUCAAGACGAAGGUUGGGUGAAGCUAAAAUAGAAAAAUCAACACUAUGGAUGCGAUGAC